AGUGUGCACUUGGCUGCGAUGGCGUUGAGUCUGCGUCGUUGAGUCCGCUCGUUCGAUAAAACGCUAAAUAUUAUAUAUAUAUUUUUUUAUUUGACUCUUUAUAAUUAUUACGCGAAAGUGGUUCAAUCCGCAAAGUAUUAAUUUCUUAAACAAUUAAGUGUUUUCUUCUUCAUCUCUCAGGGAUUACAUUAAAUAUAGAAUUUUUAAGUCAAAAGUGGUUUUGUACUCGAAACAAAAUUAUCGAUUGUGUUCAUUUUUGGGGAUCCUAAUAAAUCAGUGAAGAUGCAAAAUUUAAUGCCAGAAUUGUUUUCGCCGCAACAAACGUCGAGGGAUGUUAAAAAAGUGGACCUGAUUUCGAAAUCUUAUGUGACAAACAUCGGGGAUAUUUUUUUUAAACAUCGGGGGCCUAAAACACCCCCAAAGGAUGUCGAGUGUUUGAUCCAUCGCGUAAUAUCGGAUAGAGAUGUGCCGAAAUUAGCUUGUGACUAUUUGGUGGAGGACAGUGUUAGCUCUUCUUAUACGAUAAUAGGGAAUAAGUAUGUGCUUCUGGACACUGUGGAGGGAAGCUCAAUGUACAAGUGCGUCGAUAUUCGGACGAAGGAGGAGUACGUUUGUAAGGUUGUUCCUCAUACGAAUUAUUCAAUGGUAGGUGCUCACUACCGUUUAGAUUCAAACUCCCGAAUAGCAUCUCUUCACGAAGUUAUAGUUCAAGAUAAACACCUGUACCUAUUUUUUCCACGAACAUACGGCGAUUUACACUCGUAUGUUCGCUCGAGGAAAAGACUACGCGAAUCGGAAGCAAAAAGACUGUUUAAGCAAAUCGUGGAAACCGUGCAAGUAUGCCACGAAAACGGAAUAGUGUUGCGCGACUUAAAGCUUAGGAAAUUUGUAUUCACGGAUCCCGAGAGGACACAAUUACGAUUAGAAUCUUUAGAAGAUGCCGUCGUUUUAGAAGACAACAGUGAUCUCUUACACGAUAAAAGAGGAUGUCCGGCGUACGUUAGCCCUGAAAUAUUAAAAGUAGGAGCGAAUUAUUCAGGAAAAGCGGCGGAUAUGUGGAGUUUAGGAGUUAUAAUGUACACCAUGUUAGUCGGAAGAUAUCCUUUUAAUGAUCCAGAUCAUACGGUUCUCUUUGCGAAAAUUACGAAAGGUCAUUUUGUAAUACCUGAUUGCAUAUCAUCGCGGGCGAGAUGCCUAAUAAGGUCGUUAUUAAGAAAAGAACCGUCUGAGCGUUUAGUUUCUGAAGAUAUUUUAUUCCAUCCGUGGUUAGCGAAAGAAGAUAGGGAUUGGCAGGCGAGAGCUUGCGAUCAAUUAGUGCCAGAGUCCUGUUUUUACGACGGUGAAGAUCAGGAUUAAAAAGAAUUUUUAAAAAAAGGCGUCGUCAAUGAAGAAGAAGAUGAACGAUGAGCGAAUUGUGAUCCUUAGUUAUUUGUUUUGUUUUUACGUUAAACGUUGUUGAAACUCCAGAGCUGUGCUGUUUUUUUUGUUUUAUUUUUUUUGUAAAUUUAAAACUUCGAUCUUCCACUUAAUAGCAAUCGAUUGAUUUCUUUUAAUUAAUAUCUUUUUAAUUUUUAUUAAUAUUGGUUUGUAAAAUUUAAAUUUCACGCGAAAGGAAUUUUUUUUAAUUUUUUUGCGGCUUUAAGUACAAAUUAAUUGAUCUUUUUAUUUUGGAUGUUUUUUUAUUAGAGUAAAUUAUAAUUUUUUUAAACUUUUUUCUUCAAAAUUUGGCAUCACGAUUGUUUUAUUAAAAUAUAUAAAUCUAGGUAUUUAUUACUUUUUUUUGCGUUAAAGAAAAGAAACUUAUUGAAGACUGAUUAUAAAACUCCCAACUAUCUAAAUGAUUAAUUUUAUUGCACUCAAACGAUAUCUUUUCCUCUUUUAAUUUAAUUUUUGUUUGUUUUUAAUUCCGGAUUGGAUAUCGUUUUUGAACAAUAUACAAAGGAAACGAAAGCAUCUUAAUCAUAAUAAUAACUUACGUUUUAAUAAUAAUAAUGAAGAAAUAAUAUAUUACUGUUGAUGUUUAUUAAUUUAUUAUUAUACGCUAAAUUAUAAUGACCAAAAGAUGAAAAAGAUGCAUAACUAAACUAUUAUUAUAAUUAAAUGGGACGUGUAAAAUAAUUUGUAAUAUUAAGUAGAAUCGUAGAUAAGAAUUGUAGUCGUGAUGCUAAUUGGGAAAAAUAAAACUGGAGAAAAUACAAUUAUUAAAGGAACUAGUGAGAUAGUGAUCUCUUAAAAAAAAUUGUGUUAGAACGAAAUCUAUUUUGUAUACUAGGUACCAAAAAAAAUGAAAAUAUGUUCCCAUUUACGUCGUUCGAUGUUAUUUAUACGAGAAAUAAGUUAAAAUACGCAAUUCUCCGAUUUAAAUUGUAUAUAUGUAUCUUUAUAAUCGAUGUUUUCAAUUAUUAUUAUUAUUAUUGUAAAUGUUGUACAAAGUUAUCUAGAUAUUGUAAAGCCGGUUCCAGUCAGAGUAAAAAAAAUAAUAAUAAGUGAAAAAAAUACGAUUUAUGCGAAUUUCAAAGUCACUACGUUGUUGGUUUGUGAUCAUUGAAGAAAAGAAUAAAAGCGGUUUUCUUUCUGUAUUAAAAA
Molecule: messenger RNA, 2586 nt
Organism: Onthophagus taurus
Lineage: Eukaryota; Metazoa; Arthropoda; Insecta; Coleoptera; Scarabaeidae
Gene: trbl
Product: tribbles
Biological process (GO): regulation of MAP kinase activity; protein phosphorylation; positive regulation of proteasomal ubiquitin-dependent protein catabolic process
Cellular component (GO): nucleus
Molecular function (GO): ATP binding; protein kinase activity; mitogen-activated protein kinase kinase binding
Source: RefSeq, a predicted model, not a curated record